Messenger RNA from Momordica charantia (bitter melon), 2871 nucleotides. RefSeq names its product G-type lectin S-receptor-like serine/threonine-protein kinase SD1-13. Lineage: Eukaryota; Viridiplantae; Streptophyta; Magnoliopsida; Cucurbitales; Cucurbitaceae. Gene Ontology annotation, molecular function: ATP binding; protein serine/threonine kinase activity. Gene Ontology annotation, biological process: protein phosphorylation; recognition of pollen. The record is from RefSeq and is a predicted model, not a curated record. Gene Ontology annotation, cellular component: plasma membrane.
UGGAUCCAAUCCAAUCAUAAAUCAAAACAGGGAUUACAACCUGCUGCAUCCAAUCCAAUCGCCUUAUGGUUCACUGAAUUUGUUUCUCAAGGAAAAAGAUUAUUAAACAGAGAGCACCAACGAUUAUCUCAAAAUAAGGCUCUGUUUUACACUCUAAUUUCCUCACAGUUGAGCAGAAUCAGUAGUUAGCGACAGCCAUGAGACUUCAAACGGAUUGGAGAUUUUCACUUCGUUUUCUUCUUCUUCUUCUUUCAUUUUGCUACGGCAGAUCAGAUACCAUCACAUCAACAAAUUUCAUCAAAGACCCUGCAACUAUAGCUUCCAAUGGCAGUACCUUCAAGUUGGGAUUUUUCUCACCUUUAAAUUCUACCCGCCGAUAUGUCGGAAUUUGGCUCAACAACAUUUCCGUACAAACUAUAGUAUGGGUAGCCAACAGAGACAGCCCUCUGAACGACACUUCUGGGAUCUUCACAAUCUCAAAGGAUGGGAAUCUUGUGGUGUUGGAUGGAAACGACACCGUCCUCUGGUCUUCAAAUGUUUCUUCUCCUUUAGUGAACACAAGCGCCCAAAUUUUAGAUACCGGUAACCUCAUUUUGCAAGAUGCUGUUUCCGGGUUUGUUAUAUGGGAGAGUUUCCAACACCCUUCUAAUGUAUUCCUGUAUUCCAUGAAACUUAUCACAAACAAAGACAUGAACUCCAAAGACAAGGUUCAGCUUACCUCUUGGAAAAACCCUUCAGAUCCAUCUACAGGAAACUUUUUGUUUGGGCUGGAUGUUCAAUAUCUUCCAGAAUUGGUGAUUUGGAAUGGCCGUAAUCCUUAUUGGCGGUCUGGUCCAUGGAACGGUAAUACUUUUAUCGGAAGACCCGAAAUGACUGAUAUUUAUCUCUCAGGAUAUAAUCUUGUAAUCGGAGACAACACCUACACUCUCUCUACUCCUUAUCGUAGUGUUGAUAUGCAAGAAUAUGAAUUUUUAUCUUUGAGCUCACAAGGGAAUUGGGAGCAGAAGUACUGGGAUGCUAAGGAGGCGCAGUUGAAGAAUUAUUGGUCGGCUCUAGGAACGCAGUGUGAUUUUUAUGGUGCUUGUGGGACGGCUGGGAUUUGUGAUGUGAAAGCGUCCCCUGUUUGCAGCUGUAUAAAAGGGUUUAAGCCAAAGCAUGAAGAGGAAUGGAAUAAAGGAAAUUGGAGCAGGGGAUGUGUGAGAAAGACGCCAUUGAAUUGUACUCACAACUCCAACAACGCCACCGCUGAGGCUGCAGAUGGGUUUUUUAAAUUGGAAACGAUUAAACUGCCAUUUCUUGAACAGUGGUCCAAUGCCUCUUACUAUGAAGACGAAUGCAGACAAGAGUGCUUCACCAAUUGUUCUUGUACUGCUUAUGCAUUUGAAAAAGGUAUUGGUUGUAUGCUAUGGAGAAGGGAUGAUUUAAUUGAUAUACAAAAGUUUGAGAGUGGUGGAGCUGAUCUUUAUCUUCGAAUGGCGUAUGCAGACUUGGAUCAUACUACAAAUCAGGUAAAAGACAAGAAACGAAUUAUUAUAGCCAUAGUGCUACCAGGAACGUUUAUCAUCUUCAUUACCAUUGCCAUAUACUUUUGGUGGAGAUUGAAGACUCACAAACAUGAGAAGAAGACAAGUAUCAAAUCCAGCAAAAAGGGAAAGAUUUUGAAAUGCACAAGGGAUGAUGAUACGAUUGGGGAUGAAAUUGAACUCGAAGAGUUGCCUCUUUAUGAUUUUGAAGAGCUGGCAAUUGCAACAAACAACUUUGAUUUAAGUAACCAGCUUGGGCAGGGUGGCUUUGGUCCAGUAUAUAAGGGAAAAUUAUUAAAUGGACAGGAAAUAGCAAUAAAGAGACUUUCAAGAACAUCUAACCAAGGGUACGAAGAAUUUAUAACUGAAGUGAAAGUGAUUUCAAAAUUACAACAUAGGAAUCUUGUGCAGCUUCUCGGUUGUUGCAUUGAAGGAGAAGAGAAGAUGUUAAUAUAUGAGUAUAUGGCCAAUGGAAGUUUGGAUGCGAUGAUAUUUGACUCCUCCAAACAAAGCAUUUUGGAUUGGAAGAAGAGAUUUAAUAUAAUAGAUGGAAUUGCUCGAGGUCUUCUUUAUCUUCACAGAGAUUCGAGACUGAAAAUCAUUCAUAGAGAUCUCAAAGCAAGUAAUAUCUUGUUAGACAAAAAUUUGAAUCCUAAAAUUUCAGAUUUUGGCACGGCAAGAAUUUUUGGUGGCGAUGAAGUUGAAGCAAACACUAUAAGAGUUGUUGGAACUUAUGGAUAUAUGUCUCCUGAAUACGCAUUGGAAGGUCAAUUUUCAGAAAAAUCAGAUGUGUUUAGUUUUGGAGUUUUGCUACUUGAAAUUAUUUGUGGGAGAAGAAAUACAAAGUUCCACGAGCAUGAACAUGGGACAAGCUUGGUUGGAUAUGCAUGGAAGUUGUGGGUGGAAAACAAUCUGAUUCCUUUGAUUGAACCAACCAUACAUGAAUUGUGCUUCCAACCAGAGAUUUUGCGCUGCAUUCAUGUGGGGCUCUUAUGCAUUCAAGAAUUUGUAGAUGAUAGACCACAUGUGUCUACCAUUAUUUCAAUGCUCAACAGUGAAAUUAUAGAUCUUCCCUCUCCAAAACGACCUGGAUUUGUUGGCAAAUCACACAAAAGUGACAUGGAGUCAUCUGAACAAAAUCUAGAUAAAUAUUCUACCAAUAGUGUUACAUAUUCUGUAAAUAGUGGUACACCUACUGCAAUUACACCUCGAUAGUGUGUAAUUUCUCUAAGUUGGUAUAAUGGCGUGCACUUGCGACUUUAAGUCCAUGUGGAUUUUACUUUUCUUUUUUUUUUUCGUCCGAUUUCAACCUCCGAAUAAGUAUAUAUCUUUAUUGUUGAGUUAUGUU